AUGGACCACCUUUGCAGCGCUCAAGUAGCCCUUCUCUGUGAUCUGUGUCAAAUGGCUGAAUUACAGAGCCAUUGUGAACUUUGUCAAAUUAACCUGUGUAAGGCCUGUGUAGGGGAGCAUUUCUCUGAUUCAUCUAAAAGACACAAUGUUGUACCUUACACACAAAGAGUCUCUGCUCCUCACUUCCCUAAAUGUCCAAACCACACCCAGAAUCGUUGUGAAUUUCACUGUAACAAAUGUAAUAUUCCUGUCUGUUCUAUUUGCCUAUCCAAUAUUGAACACAAAGGACAUGAUGUAUCAAACGUUCUACAAAAGCAGCUCGAGCCUGUCCCCCCGGUCCCGAAGAGAUCCAUGUCAUCACGAAAGUCCCCCUCCCUCACCUCCACGAUGGGACCUUUAUUACUACAGUUGAAGGAGGAGUACAGAGAAGACUAUGGACGUCGCGGACAGAGGACGGAGGCCGUGGACAAGCUCAGGAAUGCCUUCGUGCUAAAGAGGACGGAUAUUGUCGUAGACGAGCUAAGAUAUGCAUUCGAAUUCGCUGAACGAUUGUGUGCCGGAAUCACCGACGACUUUUUAAAUGGGGUCAUCAGUCGCCUGUCAAACACAGCAGCAGUACCGGAGGCAGAGAUCAGACGGGCGUUAGACAGAGUCAAAAGGUAG
This is a messenger RNA of Saccostrea cuccullata (small rock oyster), 663 nucleotides long. RefSeq lists its product as uncharacterized. NCBI's taxonomy places the organism in Eukaryota, Metazoa, Mollusca, Bivalvia, Ostreida, Ostreidae. The coding region runs from base 1 to 663 and encodes 220 amino acids. The transcript has 3 exons. Gene Ontology annotation, molecular function: zinc ion binding. The record is from RefSeq and is a predicted model, not a curated record.